AUGGCCCGCCCUCCGUCUAAUGCAUCGAGUAUAUACAGUCGCUCGCCAGAUACACCAAGACCACACUCCUCGGCGGCUUUGCCUGCCGCCCGGGAUGAUCUUCCCGGGAUUACACCACUGGACCAUCGGAUCUUUGUGGCGGGGAGAACGACCAUGGCAUUAGAGACCACAAAGACACACCUCAGUACAGCAAAGAGCGUGGCACAAUCCCCACUAGACCCAAUCACUGAGAAGCGGAGCCAGCGUGAUCAGCAAGCUCACGAAAAUGAGUUCUUCCGCACCUGUUGCGCGAAUUUCUGCCACCUAGCAACAGCCGUGGUUGACAUCACACAGAAGCUUGUAUUGGAAGAACACUUCCAUUCCGACCAAUUUAUCCCAGUCAAUGCACGCUUGUGCCGGGCUACAUUGGCUCUCUGA
Penicillium angulare is the source of this 417-nucleotide messenger RNA. RefSeq lists its product as uncharacterized. NCBI's taxonomy places the organism in Eukaryota, Fungi, Ascomycota, Eurotiomycetes, Eurotiales, Aspergillaceae. The transcript has a single exon. The record is from RefSeq and is a predicted model, not a curated record. Bases 1 to 417 code for a protein of 138 amino acids.